This is a messenger RNA of Cinara cedri, 161 nucleotides long. The record is from the annotation of a GenBank genome assembly. NCBI's taxonomy places the organism in Eukaryota, Metazoa, Arthropoda, Insecta, Hemiptera, Aphididae.
AGCCUUCAUGCAAAUUGUAGAACCAGUAACAUCCGUUCUUAAUACGUCUAAAGUAGCGAAUGCUACGCUACUUGAAACUUCAUUUUUGGAUGCAAUCGGUCGCUCUCCUACGCAACAAAACGUACCGCCGGCCGAACCACAACUCCUUACCAAUGCGUCAA